Molecule: messenger RNA, 2161 nt
Organism: Aedes albopictus (Asian tiger mosquito)
Lineage: Eukaryota; Metazoa; Arthropoda; Insecta; Diptera; Culicidae
Gene: nvd
Product: cholesterol 7-desaturase nvd
Exons: 6
Coding region: 530-1942 (470 amino acids)
Biological process (GO): cholesterol metabolic process
Molecular function (GO): 2 iron, 2 sulfur cluster binding; oxidoreductase activity
Source: RefSeq, a predicted model, not a curated record
AGGAAAUGACUCCCUAUUCAAAUUCGUCACUUUGAUAACAGCAAGUGCCAGCCAGAAACCACCCUCGACCAGGUUGUCAAUCAUCACACGCGACUCCCAGUUAUAGUUUCGAUCGGCUAGGGCCCUACUUGAACUGUUUCUUUAUCAAUUCGCACACCUGCCUUAUCACUCACGCGUCACAGUCCGAGCGCCGACCGAAGGCGGGGAAGCCAGCAUAAAAUCCAGACUAGCUAAUGAAGAAAUAAAAAAAAGUGAAUAAGCACCGAACUUCUUCCGUUCGGGUUCAGUACCAUUUGAACCUGCGUCGAGUUAGGAUCCCAAUCCCUUCGCACAUCAAAGCAACCAUCACACCGUCACCAGGAAAAGGUCACCAAGGUGAUAACGAAUUCCGCUCGGAGAGGAAAUUUUCAAUUUCAAGAUAUUGGGGAGCCCCAUCAGUCCGGCAGGAACAGUCGACGGGUGUGGUUCACAAUAGUUUUUCAAUCGCAGUAAGCGUUUAGAGCUUUAGAGAGCGCGCGCACACACGACGAUGGAAGAUAGCAGCACUAGGCUAUGUUUUGGUCACGAUGGCCAUGACGCGUCGUGGAAGCAGUGGAUCGAAGCAUUGGCAGUGUCGAAGAAUGGUACACUAGAUCGGAUGUUGCUGAAUUUGCUGCAGCAGGACGAGUUGUUCCGGUGGCACGCGGUGGCGCUCAACGUGGUCGGCUAUGCGGUGGCACUGGUUUUGAUCCUUUGGCUGAGCUGGAAGUUCUACUACACGCCGUUCGUUUGGAAAAGGGACCUCACCGACAUCGGCUACAACCACGUGCUCGACAAUGAAGGCAUCGGCCGAAACGACAAGAAACGUGCCCACACCAUCAACCGUUUGCGACGGCUCCGGCGAGUUGGCCAACGCAUCCCGCCACCGUACCCGAAUGGGUGGUACGGUGUCCUGGAGUCGGAAGCCCUCGCCGUCGGGCAGGCCAAAAGCGUCGACUGUCUUGGUCAAAACUUCGUCGUCUUCCGCAGUGAAACGGGCGAGGUCAACGUCCUGGAUGCGUACUGUCCCCAUUUGGGUGCGAACCUGGGAGUUGGCGGCGUGGUACGGGGCGACUGCAUCGAAUGUCCUUUCCACCAUUGGUCGUUCAGCGGUCGGGACGGCCAGUGCACCAACAUUCCGUACAUGAAGUCCGGCUCGAUCCCGAAGACGGCCAAGCUGAAGAAGUGGAAAUCGCUGGAGGCGAAUGGGUUCAUCUUCGUGUGGCACCACGUGGACGAUUCGGUGGAACCAUGGGAGAUGAAAAUCGUUCCGGAAGUCGAAGAUGGGCAGUGGGUGUACUAUGGGAGGAACGAGUUCUUGGUCAACGCACACAUACAGGACAUUCCGGAGAAUGGAGCGGAUGUGGCGCACUUGUCGGCGGUUCAUGGACCGAACUGCAUGUCCGGCAGUGAUCUCCGGACGUACCGGCCGGCUUGGGCGGAAUUUGGAAUGCACGCGUGGAAUGCGAGCUGGUUUGCUCCGGAAGAAUCCGACCCGCCGCACAUCGCCCGCAUGGAUCUGAAGCAUUCGUUCAAGUUCUUCAAGAAGUUCGAAUUCUGCACGGUUGACGUCAAGGCGUACCAAAUCGGACCGGGCUACGUACAACUGAUGAUGCAAACGGGUCUUGGCCCAAUGGUGGCCCUCCAAACAGUGACCCCAGUUGAACCACUGGUCCAAAAAGUUAUCCACAGAUUCUACGCUCCACGGAACUUGGGCAACGCUUUCUUCCAGAAGUUUGCCAUCUGGGCCGAAAGCGUUAUGUUCGAACGGGACAUGAUGAUCUGGAACCACAAGCAGUUUAUCGACAGCCCCCUGCUGAUCAAGGAGGAUCGCCUGAUCAAGUCGUACCGCAAGUGGUACAGCCAGUUCUACUCGGAGAACAGCACCAGCUACACGCUGGCCAAGGAGAACCUGGAUUGGUGAAAGGCAGAAAGGGGAUCGGAAGUCGCCUCGCACCUACCUACCUACCUACCAUACUUUAUUCCAUACACCUUACGAAUGAUCUUAGAUAUGCUUUAGUGUAGAAUUAGAAGCUUAAACCAGAGGCUACCUGUGAUUACCGAGCGUUGAUAGUACUGCCUACUGCUAUUAUAGUGGUGUUAAACCUAUGCAAAAAUAAAUGAAUAUUGUUUUUAAGAUGUA